Salmo salar (Atlantic salmon) is the source of this 3651-nucleotide messenger RNA. Its product is annotated as serine/threonine-protein kinase PAK 6. The record is from RefSeq and is a predicted model, not a curated record. Gene Ontology annotation, biological process: protein phosphorylation. Lineage: Eukaryota; Metazoa; Chordata; Actinopteri; Salmoniformes; Salmonidae. Gene Ontology annotation, molecular function: ATP binding; protein serine/threonine kinase activity.
GAGAGAGAGGGGGGAGGGAUGAAGCUCUCUGUAUGGCUGUGAUAGUCUCUCAUCCUGGAUACUGCCUUUCCUCUCUGGUUUUGUCUCUUUCACUGGCCACUCUGUGUCCCCAGGAGCAGGCAGCGGUGUAGCGGCACACGGACAAGUUGUUAACCACGGAGGAAGCUGGGGAUGAAUCAUCCCCCAAAAAGAGCCAUUGAGAUGGCAGUGUGUGCGUCUGCCUGGAGGGAGGAACGCAUCAUGCUUUCUCAAGCAAGCAGCAGCCUGCAGUGUGUGCCUGCUUGAGAGCCAGCCCUCCGCGGCUGUGUGUGUGUGUGUGUAUGCAUGUGUGUGUAUUCGUGUGUGUAUGUGGGAGGGUUUGUGUGACGGAGUGUGUAUAACAAGUGCUUGUGUACAGUGUAUGUGUGUGUGCGCACUUUUGCUCGCAAGCCUCUUCCCUUCCUGGAGGAGAGGCUCUCCUUUUCAGCGAACCGCAAGGGCCGUCUUGAGUUUGGCAAGCUGUCAGUCUUCUGGACCUGACGAUGUUUCGUAAGAAGAAAAAGAAGAGGCCAGAGAUCUCAACACCAAAGAACUUUGAGCACCGGGUGCACACCUCGUUUGACGCCAAGCGGUGCUGCUUUGUGGGCCUGCCAACCCAAUGGCACAGUCUGAUAGAGAACCUCCGUAGGCCCAAGCCUAUGGUGGACCCCUCCCGGAUCACCUCCGUGGAGCUCAAGCCAAAGAAGACCAUCGUGCGUGGGAGUAUGAUCGGUCAUGGAGACUACAUCUCAACCAUGAUCUCCGACAUGAGCAGGUUGUCCGUGACCAGCUCCAACUCCCUGAGUAAGAGCAGCCCUUCAGCUAGGAAAAGGGCCCAGUCCCUGGGCAGGCUGGGGGAGGUGAAGGAGGGGGACACCUACCAGUACGAAAACCUGGGAGAAGAUGAGCUGGAGCAGCAUCAGUGGAGAGACAGGGCUCAUAACAUCCACAGUGAGAGUGGGACGAGUAUCACCCUACAGCCGAACGGAGUUCUCCCCAGGGCCAAGUCCACCUAUGAAGUGAGCAUCAGCUCUCUGGAGGGACCCCUGGCUCCAUCCCAGCCAAUGCAGGUGCCUAUUAAGGGGGCUUAUAUCAGCUGUAAGGUGGGUAGCCCCACAGAGACACUGAUGGUUAAGAGAGACUUCCAGGUGCCCAGGGUUAUGCCACAAAAACAGAGGCCCAUCUCGUUCUUCUACAGCCCAGCCAUGGCUGUCCAGCAUACCGACCAUGGGGAUCACCCCCCUCCGGAGUACAGCACCAACCUCUACAUCCACUCCCACAACAGCCCUGGCUCCUACGACCUGAAGGCAGAGUCGGCUCUCAGGCACCACCAGUCAGGCUUCCUACCCAGCACCACCAGUAGUCCCUUCAUGAGUGGCAUCAGACCCCACAGGACGGUACGCUCCUCAGCCAGCUACACCCUGGGACUGUCUCCCAACAUGGGCCUGAGACCCAACGGCCCUGACCCCUUUCUGAGACACUCAGGCUGCCCUAAUGCUCCCUUCCCCGGGCAGGACAGCCCUUCCCAGCCCCGGCCUUCCCCCACCGGCUCCCUGGCCACCAGCCCCCCGGGCACAUGUUCCCCUGCCUUCAGACCCCCUCAGCACCCACAGAGGCCACCACCAGACCCCCCCAAGGUGACCCAUAAACAGUUUAAGGCUGCCCUGAACAUGGUGGUGGACAAGGGAGACCCUCGGUCGUACCUGGAGAACUUUGUGAAGAUUGGAGAAGGGUCCACAGGGGUGGUGUGUAUCGCUCGGGAGAAACACAGCGGCAGGCAGGUGGCCGUGAAGAUGAUGGACCUGCGGAGACAACAACGUAGGGAGCUGCUUUUCAACGAGGUGGUGAUCAUGAGGGACUACCAGCACAGGAACGUGGUGGAGAUGUUUAAGAGUGCCCUGGUGGAGGAGGAGCUCUGGGUCAUUAUGGAGUACCUACAGGGUGGAGCACUAACCAACAUCGUGUCUGAAACCAGGCUGAGUGAGGAGCAGAUAGCCACAGUCUGUGAGGCUGUGCUGCAAGCCCUGGCCUACCUUCACUCCCAGGGGGUUAUCCACAGGGACAUCAAGAGUGACUCCAUACUGCUAACACUGGAUGGGAGGAUCAAGCUGUCCGACUUUGGGUUCUGUGCUCAGAUCAGUAAAGACAUCCCCAAAAGGAAGUCUUUAGUGGGAACACCCUACUGGAUGGCUCCGGAGGUCAUCUCUAAAUCACCAUACAGCACUGAGGUAGAUGUGUGGUCUCUGGGUAUCAUGGUAGUUGAGAUGGUGGAUGGAGAGCCCCCCUACUUCAGUGAGACCCCUGUUGCAGCCAUGAGAAGACUGAGGGAUGAGCCAGCUCCCACUGUACGGAACGCAACAGAGGUCUCCCCGGUGUUGAAGGACUUCCUGGACCGUAUGUUGAUCCGAGACCCAGUGGAGCGGGCCAGCGCCACAGACCUGCUAGAACACCCCUUCCUCCUACAGAGCGGCUCCUCGCAGUGCCUGGUGCCCCUGGUGGAACAGUACCGCAAGCGCAUGUCCCGCUGCUGAUUCUCCCCCCCUUGAUGGACUCUGAUCUCUGAUUACUACUGUACCCUGAGUGUGACCUGCACAGGCCCAACCCGGCCAGCACCCAUCCCAGUGAGGGAGCAGCACCAGAGAGCAGACCCAGAGAGCCUGGUGCUGCUACAGAGCUCAUGCAAGCAGGCCGGUAGGCGUGGUAGACAGUGACACAGCCUGGGCCUGCAAAUCUAAGAAGCACUUUAGCAGUGAGUUGGCGUAGUGUUACGGCAGCAUGCAAACAAACAGUAAUCCUCACUCAUCUCAACAACGUCUGGUCCUACCUGUGAUAGACGACAUCCAAUGGAAUUCCUCUCGACAUAACACCAAUCUAGCAUUGGUGCAUUAUAUCAAACUUGAAAUCCAAGGGAACUGUAAACUGUAGCCUUAUUGUGAACCUUUACCGUAAUUGAGCAGUUUCCCAUCGUAGUGUUUGGAUAUUAGUUGUGUAUUUUCAGCUUGUGCUAUUGUGCUAUAGGUAGCUCAUGACUUGGAGAGAAGCGUGAUGUUACAUACCUCUACAACCGUAUGGGACUCUGACUGAAGUUCAGUGAAACCUUGCACCUUGUCAGUGAACAAUUUGCAUGGCCAAAUGAAGGCACACCUGGCCUGAUCAGAAUGUUUAAAAUGUGCUGCUGAGAGAAGACAUGAGAGACAUUCCUCCAACAUCACCAUGACAAAUGUGUAGAUGAAGGGUUGGCUGUUUGUUUUUAUUGGGCUCAAUGAAUCAUAUUCCUUUUAAUAUUUAUUUUGUUUUGCUUUUCCGAAAAGGGUUGUGAACUGUUUGUAGCCUAAGAUGUGAAAUUGCAAAUAAGUUUAAAUUUUAGAUUAUCAACUUGAAACGUAGCAGUUGAACAAAUAAUGUAAAUACAGAUACUGUAUAUUAGGACUUACUACUUGCAGAGCCAUUGUAUAGUUAGUUAUAUGGGAUGAAUUUUACUUAAUUUUGAAAGUGUGUGUGUGUUUACGCUUGGAUGCUGUGUUAGUGUUGCCUCAAACAUCCCUUCCACUGUGUUGUGACUGACUUUUGAAACUACAGGAUGUGUGUGUUGCUACUGAACGUGUGUGUGUGUGUGUGUGUGUGUGUGUGUGU